This is a messenger RNA of Salvia hispanica, 978 nucleotides long. RefSeq names its product Tryptophan RNA-binding attenuator protein-like protein. Lineage: Eukaryota; Viridiplantae; Streptophyta; Magnoliopsida; Lamiales; Lamiaceae. The record is from RefSeq and is a predicted model, not a curated record.
UUAACGUGCAGAAUUCUGAGCAAAAACCCUGGGGCGCAAUUAAAAUGAACAGAAAAUUCACAGUAACCAAAAUUUGAUCGAUCGAUCGGAUAUUUGUCUCAUCCUUCAUCAAUGGCCGCCCCCUUCUUUUCUACGCCUUUCCAACCUUUUGUUUACCAGAGCCCACAAGAUGCUGUAACACCUUUUCAGAUACUGGGUGGGGAAGCUCAAAUAGUUCAGGUAAUGUUGAAGCCACAAGAAAAGGUCAUUGCGAAGCCUGGUUCCAUGUGUUACAUGUCUGGGUCAAUACAAAUGGAAAAUGUCUAUAUGCCUGAAAAUGAAGCAGGUGUAUGGCAUUGGGUUCUUGGAAAAAGUGUUUCUAGCAUAGUACUCCAGAAUACUGGUUCAACUGAUGGAUUCGUAGGAAUUGCUGCACCUACUCUUGCAAGAAUUCUCCCGAUUGAUUUAGCUCUGUUUGGUGGGGAAAUGUUGUGUCAGCCAGAUGCCUUCCUUUGCUCAAUAAAUGAUGUCAAAGUAAAUAACACAGUUGAUCAGAGGGCUCGCAAUGUUAUUACUAGUGCUGAGGGAUUUUUGAGGCAGAAAAUAUCUGGUCAAGGACUAGCAUUUAUAGUUGGUGGUGGCUCUGUUGUACAGAAAAAUCUCGAGGUGGGUGAAGUUCUAGCAGUUGAUGUCUCUAGCAUUGUUGCAGUGUCAGCAUCAGUAAAUCUACAAAUCAAAUAUAAUGGUCCUAUGAGAAGGGUGCUCUUUGGGGGUGACAAUUUGGUUACUGCUAUUAUAACUGGGCCUGGUAUUGUUUUCAUCCAGAGCAUGCCCUUUCAUCGGCUUUCUCAGCGCAUUGCUAGGGCUGUUACAUCUCCAAAUAUGAGGGACAAUCCCAAAUUUUUCUUCCAGAUAGCAAUCUUUUUCUUUCUAGCGUAUGUUGUUGUUGUGUCAUCACUAAUCUUGACAGACAUAUGAAGAACCCUAUUUUCAUAUUCA